AUGCUGGUGGUGAAACUGAACUCGCGUCAGGGCAACUAUCUGUUCACAGUGGUCUCUUGCGAUGAUGGUGAACUGCAAAGGAACGUUGCAAUUUGGCUGGUUAAUGUUGUCGGCAUCGUUGUUGUAGCUGAUUCCUUUUCACAACCCCAAAUGCAAAAAACUGAGAAAAGUGAUGGCCACAACAAACAGCGGAUGGUCAUUUUUACCUAUUAUAAUGAGCAGCAGGAAGGAUUUCCUGAAGGAUCAUCAGACCCUUCUUUACUGGUUUGUUAUGUUGAUCACGUGGCAUAUAAACUAUGGGAAGGCGAGGAUCGAGGAGAAUUGAAAUUAGUCUCCCAUGGUCGUAAAUUGAGUAAAUUCGGGAUUUAUUAUCCUCAUAUUGAGGCAUAUGUACUUAGCUCUUGUUUGUUGCCUUUGUGCAACAUAAGUUAUGAGACAGCUAAUAAGGGAUUGAUAUCAGCAUUCAUGGAGAGGUGGAAUCGAGACACGAACAACUUAAAUCUCCCAGUUGGUGAGAUGACCAUAACAUUAGAUGAUGUGUCAACACUGCUUCAUAUCUCCAUUGUGGGACAAUUUUGUACAUAUGUGCGGCUGGAAUUUGCCGUUGCAACAAUAGUUUUGGUGGACUUGUUGGGAGUUGAGCAUGCAGAUGCGACCUCAGAAAUGAGACAUUGUCGUGGGGCACAUAGUGCGACUUCCAUUAGUGUAUCAUACCUACUACUAUUUAGGAAUCUGAGAAUGUGUGGCGAAUAUUCAUGGGGAGCUGCUGCAUUGACACAUAUGUACGAACAGUUUGGUGAUGCAUGUUUUGCGCAAACGAAGCAAUUGGGUGGUUAUGUCAUGCUUGUCCAGGCUUUGAUAUAUGAACACUUCCCAAGGAUGGAAAAUAGAAACAUCGUCCCAGCAUAUCAAGAAGUUCAAUCGCGAGCUGCACGAUAUGUUACCAAACGACAUAUCUCUACCAUUAGAGUGGUUAGGUUGCAGUUAGAUAAUUUGACCCAUGCUGGAGUCAUAUGGAACCCUUUUGAAGCGCAUCGGAUCACUUAUCCCUUCGAGUCAAUUACUCUCUUUUCUGUUUUCAUUCGUUUGGGUGUGUCUAUGCAUCGUCAUAUGCCAGAGCGAGUCUUGCGACAAUAUGGCUACGAGUGA
Molecule: messenger RNA, 1149 nt
Organism: Vigna radiata var. radiata (mung bean)
Lineage: Eukaryota; Viridiplantae; Streptophyta; Magnoliopsida; Fabales; Fabaceae
Product: protein MAIN-LIKE 1-like
Exons: 6
Coding region: 1-1149 (382 amino acids)
Biological process (GO): meristem development; meristem maintenance
Source: RefSeq, a predicted model, not a curated record